This is a messenger RNA of Drosophila mauritiana, 1136 nucleotides long. RefSeq lists its product as uncharacterized. The coding region runs from base 24 to 818 and encodes 264 amino acids. NCBI's taxonomy places the organism in Eukaryota, Metazoa, Arthropoda, Insecta, Diptera, Drosophilidae. The transcript is spliced from 2 exons. The record is from RefSeq and is a predicted model, not a curated record.
UCCUUCAGCAGCCGCAGCAACAGAUGAAGUUAAAGAGAAAGCAGUCCCUGGCCAAGCGAGGAGCCCGUCAUAGCAGUACCAGUACCAGCAGCAGUAGCAGCAAUCACGGCAGCAAGAAACUUACCCAGCCCAGCAAAUACAGCAAGCUGAGUGCGGCGGAGUCUAGCUUUCAGCAGCUGAUCGACAAAAAUGAAGAUGAUCUCAGCAGCAAUAGCAGCUCUUCGACCUUUUCAUCCUCCUCCCAGCAGCAGUCGUCGGUGGACUACGAGGCGGAGGACGAGAACGAGGACAAGCAGCGCAGGCCGUUGCAUAAAAACGACAACGACAGCUUGCUGCACGUUCAAAAUUUCCUCAAGUGCUUCGGACCGAAUGCUUAUGCAUCGACCAAACCACCCACUCCAGCAAUCGCAUCAAAGCCUCUAGCCAUCGUUAAGUCCAUUGCCGGAGGCCAGCUGCGUGCCUGGCGCCAGAAUUAUAGCUCUCCAAUUAAUGGAGUUCAAGCAGCCACCUCAAUAGCAACAUCACAGGCGGCCCAGUCGACGACAGCCGUAGCGGAAAACCCAAGCACAAGCACUGCCAUGUUUCAAGCCCAGUCCACUGCGAACCAUAAGCCAACCACCAAGUUUCAAAUAAACACAAAGUUUUUGCGCAAACCACGCAACAAACUACUGAAAAUGCUGCCGACAGCGGCAGCUCCAGCUCCAGCGGCGACUGACUUCAAGCAACAGGAGGAGGAACUGCAGCAGCCGCAGAUGUUCAACGAUGAUUCCAACGCCAAAUUCAAAGACUUUUCAAUUGACUCGUUAUUGAAUAAGUAAACGUAAACCAUUAACGGAGUAACUAACACUUACGAUUUAGCCUUAUUAUUUGUAGCAUAAUAGAAGAAAUAUUACAUACAAGCAGAGCCCGACCGCGUUCCUAGUUUCCCCCAACAAAACCACCACAAAUUUUGUUUAGCCAAUCGAGUAGCCACACCGUGAACAUAGCGACAACAUAUUCUAACUAAUUGUAGUUGUUUAUUGUUUAUUUAUUAUAUGCGUAUUGUAUAACCAAUGCCGCAAUUCAUAGCUAGCAUAAGUAUGUAAAUAUCUACUUAAAUUCGAUAAUAAACCACAAACACGUGCUAGAAUUUAGAA